AUGGAAUCUCUGUUAAAGUGUGUUUUGUGCCGAGGGUCAGGAGAAGACAUCACCACGGGCCCGUUAUCCACUAAAGGAGAAGUGACGGCGCAUCAGAACUGCUUACUGUACUCCUCUGGGCUUUUCUGCCACGAUUCCCCACUUUUUGAUGACUUGUUUGGUUUCUCUGUUAAAAAUGUUCUGUCAGAGAAGCAACGAGGACUCAAACUGACCUGCAGCCAUUGCAAGAAAAAGGGUGCGACUGUGGGCUGUGAAAUCCAAAGGUGCAAGAAGUGUUACCAUUACCCUUGUGCUAUCGAGGCUGGCGCAAAGACAUUUGAGGAUAAGAAGAAGGGGACUUUUGGGAUAUAUUGCCGCUGCUGUUGGGAAAAAAAAUCAUUAAAAUCUGUCCUAACAUCUUCAGAUGAGGAUCAGCCUGGAACCUCUGGUCGGAACCCCAAGAGAAAAUUGGACUUCGGAGACCGGCAAGAAAGAAAAACCCCAUGUAAGAUCAGAAGAAUCCUAUCAUCAAACGAGACAGAAGAUUCUGAUCAGUUUGUGUUGAUAGAUGUGACUGAUGCUGAGGAUCAAAUGGGCUGGCUUCCACCUUUAGACUGUUCGCCUGAAGAAGUGAAUCAAAAUGAACAACGACAGUCAAACAGAAGUCCUUCUCAUGUGAGUGCGGCGAGGACAGAGCAUGAGAAUCAGGAGGCGGAGAUCACAGAGACCGCAGCCACUCCAGUGAAGCACACAGAAACGAACACCACAAGGCAGAACGGCUGGUGUGAAGAAGAGCCCAACACCUCCAUCGACUCUUGUCACUUCUGGAGAGAGUGCGCCUCCGCUGGCUGCGCUCAAGCCAUAUUCCUGGAUUUUAUCAACAAGAUGACGGCUAUAUUCACGCGGAUAACGUCGGGACAGGGCAGCAGACAAGAUUGCGAUGCAGCUUUUAAUGUGAUUAUGGCGUCAGGGAAACUCCAGGAGCUCGUGGCCAAACAACAAACAGAUCUGAGGAAGAAGCUACAGGAACUGCAACGAGCUGAGAGAGCUUUAGACGAAGUGGCGUCGUUCCUCUUGAAAUGA
Molecule: messenger RNA, 1062 nt
Organism: Knipowitschia caucasica
Lineage: Eukaryota; Metazoa; Chordata; Actinopteri; Gobiiformes; Gobiidae
Source: the annotation of a GenBank genome assembly